This is a messenger RNA of Nannospalax galili (Upper Galilee mountains blind mole rat), 1801 nucleotides long. RefSeq names its product dehydrogenase/reductase 3 (gene Dhrs3). Bases 464 to 1372 code for a protein of 302 amino acids. Lineage: Eukaryota; Metazoa; Chordata; Mammalia; Rodentia; Spalacidae. The record is from RefSeq and is a predicted model, not a curated record. Gene Ontology annotation, cellular component: lipid droplet. Gene Ontology annotation, molecular function: oxidoreductase activity, acting on the CH-OH group of donors, NAD or NADP as acceptor. The transcript has 6 exons.
UUUUUUUUUUUCCCUUCCCCUUGCCUAAACUCCUCUAUCAGUCUGUAAACAUUACCUGUGAAUUCCCCAGCCUGAAACGGCUGCCGGGGCAAGAAACUUCUUGUUAGAACUUUCCACCUCCGGCCUCUCCUCCGCCCCUCUCACCGUCCCAAUCUACCGGGAAGCGCUUUUUUUCCCCUUUCUCCUCCCAAGGUGAAUUUAUCUUUUUUCUUCUCCCCCCGCCCCACUUUUUCUCAUCCAGUGGUUUGGGAAGAGGUCAUUUCCAGAGUGGCCAGGUGGGACGCCUCUUUUCCACAUUUGGUUUAUUUAUUAUUGUUUGGGGUGUUUUUUUUUUUCAAAUCCCUGUUUUGCUCAGUCCGGGGAGUUUGUGCUCACCCACUUCUACCCUACCCCCCCCAACACACACACACACACACACACACACACACACUCACAUCCCGUGCCCGGCUCCGCCGCGCGGACGAUGGUGUGGAAAUGGCUGGGCGCGCUGGUUGUGUUCCCUCUGCAAAUGGUCUAUCUGGUGACCAAAGCGGCCGUGGGACUGCUGUUGCCCCCCAAGCUGAGGGACCUGUCGCGGGAGUCAGUCCUCAUCACCGGCGGUGGGAGAGGCAUCGGGCGCCACCUCGCUCGGGAGUUCGCAGAGCGCGGAGCCAGGAAGAUUGUUCUCUGGGGCCGAACUGAAAAAUGCCUGAAGGAGACAACAGAGGAGAUUCGGCAGAUGGGCACAGAGUGCCACUAUUUCAUCUGUGACGUGGGUAACCGGGAGGAGGUAUACCAGACGGCCAAAGCUGUCCGAGAGAAGGUGGGUGACAUCACCAUCCUGGUGAACAAUGCCGCCGUGGUCCAUGGGAAGAGCUUGAUGGACAGUGACGAUGACGCCCUCCUCAAGUCCCAACACAUCAACACUCUGGGCCAAUUCUGGACCACCAAGGCCUUCCUGCCACGUAUGUUGGAGCUCCAGAACGGCCACAUCGUGUGCCUCAAUUCCGUGCUCGCACUGUCAGCCAUUCCCGGCGCCAUCGACUACUGCACAUCGAAAGCAUCGGCCUUCGCCUUCAUGGAGAGCUUAACGUUGGGGCUACUGGACUGUCCAGGUGUCGGCGCCACCACCGUGCUGCCCUUCCACACCAGCACCGAGAUGUUUCAGGGCAUGAGAGUCAGGUUUCCCAACCUCUUCCCCCCGUUGAAGCCGGAGACGGUAGCCCGGAGGACGGUGGAAGCCGUGCAGCAAAACCAGGCCCUCCUCCUGCUCCCGUGGACCAUGAAUAUCCUCAUUAUCUUGAAAAGCAUACUCCCACAGGCCGCGCUGGAGGAGAUCCACAGAUUCUCAGGGACCUACACCUGCAUGAACACUUUCAAGGGGCGGACAUAGAGCAGCAAGAAGACUCACUUCAGGAGCCGUGAAGCCUGAGGGGGGCUGCAGCACCUGGGAGCACAGCCACGCAUCUGUCCAUUGGCACACGUCCGCUGGGUGAGCGGGAUUAUGCCUGUCCCCAGGGAAGAACCUAGCAGCUCCCAGGUCAGCCCCAGGACCUUUGCGCAGGACUGAUGGGUAUAACUGACCCCCAUGGGGAGGCAAGAAGCCAGCAGCAGCCACCUUGAUACUUUGUUCAUUUCUGAUUCUGUAGAGUUUAUUGUUAAAUUGCUUCUCUGGUUUAACCCACCUGAGCAGGGUGCAUAGUCUGUUUCCAGGAGGGUCUGCCCCCAGGUGCUCUGCCUUCCCCGCCAAAACUCACUCAUCCUCGGCUCAUGCAAACUGGUUAACCAGCAGGAAUGCACAAUAAAAGGUGGCUUUCUCGGC